AUGAGCCAGGACUAUUUCAACGGCAAGGGGAAGGGCCCUCUGCACCAGGACGCCGACUCCGACACCGACUCCGAUGCCGACAAUGGCGUUCCCAACGACCCGGCGACUUCGCCACCACCUUCCUCUCGACCCAACUACAUGACCGUGGGAAACGGUUCGGCCUCUACACAUGCUGCACGCCUCCAGAGUUUGCUCGACGACUCCGGCUACGGCGGUAGCAUCGCCGGAGACUCCAGGGCCGCCACCUUGGGCAGCUAUGCCAUGGACCUGCAGCACGACCUGAAGCACGACCGGCCCCAGUCGGGCGCAAUCCACCAAAUGUGGUACAACUCCCAACGAGCUAGCCUCGGUCGCUCCAUCAACAAGGUCCUCGACCUGCUCCAUAGCCUUCAGGAUAUGAACACGUCGUGGCCUGCCCACUAUCCCACCGUUCAGCGAACCAGGAGUGCCUCUCCCGACCCUCCUUCGUCACGACCCGGCAUCGCUCAGGCACACUCCACCGCUGGCGGUGCCUCAUCCUCUACCGGUCGCAAUCCCAUGCUCCGGCGGUCUUUGACUUCUGUCGAGCCCGCUGCCGAAUCGAGCCGAGCUGCCGAAACUCGAUCGACCCCCGAACCACGAUUGGUCUCCCCGCAAAUCGCCCAAGAAUUCUCUAUUUUGAAGUUGGAUCUGAAGCUAGGAUCGCUGCACCAGACCGAGCUUGUGCAUUCAUUAGAGAAAAACUCCAUCGCAGCGUUGCUCGAUGGCAAGAUCAGCUCCAGCAUCAAGCAUCUCCUCUCCCUUCGCGAUCGCAUCGAAGACACUGCAAGCAAGGUCCUAAUCACUGGCGACCUCAACGCCGGCAAGUCGACCUUCUGCAAUGCUCUCCUCCGACGAAAGGUCCUUCCCGAGGACCAGCAACCCUGCACGGCCAUCUUCUGCGAAGUCCUUGACGCGAGAGAAAACUCAGGUAUCGAGGAGGUCCACGCGGUACACAAGGAUGUCGCCUAUGACCGAAAUGACGAAUCGACCUAUGACGUAUUUUCCUUGGAGAAAUUGGAAGAUGUUGUAAUCGACAACGAGACUUAUACCCAGUGCAAGAUUUAUGUGAAGGAUUCCAGAACUAUCGACGAGUCCUUGCUGAACAAUGGAGUGGUGGACAUCGCGCUGAUCGACGCCCCCGGCCUCAACUCGGACACGACCAAGACAACGGCCAUCUUUGCCCGACAGGAAGAGAUUGACGUAGUGGUGUUCGUGGUUUCUGCCGCCAACCACUUCACCCAGUCUGCCAAGGAGUUUAUUUGGGCCGCUGCCGCGGAGAAGGCCUACAUCUUCAUCGUCGUCAAUGGUUAUGACAACAUCAGAGACAAGAACCGGUGCCACAAGAUGAUCAUGGACCAAGUUUCUGGACUAAGUCCCCGAACUGCCAAGGAGUCUUCAGAGCUCGUCCACUUCGUUUCCAGUAACGCCAUUCCCCUCGGACCAUCUCCUCCUGGAGGACCCAGUGGUGGCAGUGGAAGCUCAAGUGGGGGUGGGGGUGGUGACCCCGGCGAUGGAGACGACAAGGGUAAGGGCAAGGAUCUCGACAAGAUCCGAGACUUUGAGGCCCUUGAGCAGUCGUUGCGCAGAUUCGUCCUUGAAAAGCGAGCACGAUCGAAGCUUGCCCCGGCGCGGACCUAUCUCCUCAACAUCCUCAAUGACGUCCACUCGCUAGCAACAGUUAAUCAGGAGGUGGCCCAGUCCGAGCUGCAACGAGUGACGCGGGAACUCAAGGAGCUUGAGCCUCAGCUGGAGUCAGGCAAAAAGGCAUGUUCCGAGGUUAGUGACCAAGUCGACAGGAACAUUGAGGACACCUGCAAGGACGUUUACGACCACACCCGCUCGACACUCAACUCUGCAAUCCUCCACGCAGGCAACACCCACUAUGAUGUUCCGUACCCUGGCCUCUUGAGCGCCUUCCAGUAUGCCGAGGAUCUCAAGGAGGCCAUGCUCUCACACAUUGCCGACUCGGUAUCCAUCUGUGAGGAGCACGCCCGUAACAAGACGGUCCAGGGCGUGAACGUCAUUAAGCAACUAGGUAUUUUGCACAUCGGCGAUGAAUUCCAGAACCUGCAAUUCCGCCCGAACGUCAUGUUCCAGCGCAAGCGCGACGCCCUUGCCCGCCAGGUACACAUCCCAACUCAGCUUGCGGACUUUGUCGACUGGACCACGCUUCUGCAGCAUCAGGAGAAAUACGCCGGCACCGGUAUGGCCCUGACUGUGGCUGGUGCUGUGGUCCCCCGGAUGAUUGGCAUGAGCACUUGGAUGGACCAGGCCGUCGCCGCCUCACGUGUUCUGAGCAACGACAACCUUCGCCAGCUCAUCCUCCCUGGAAUACUUGUGGCUGCCGUCGCCGCCUCAGCAUACAUCCUUCAGCAAAUUCCCAACUCGCUCCCUCAUACCCUUGCCAACAAAAUAUCCACUCAGCUUGCCGACCUCGACUACGUGCACUCCAACUCGGCUCGCAUCUCGUCCUCCGUCCGCAAGGUCCUGCGCCUCCCGGCCUCAAAUCUCCGCGUCAGCCUCGAGCAGAGCCUUAAGGACCUUGACCAAAAGCGCGACGACACUAUCAAGGUCAAGGGUGAGAGCGAGCGCGCAUCCAGCUACUUCUCUUCCCUCGUGCGCAAGACCGAGGAACAGCGCGGCACAGUCGAGCAUGUCGACUUGGAUGCCCCGCCCCCAGGCAUGCAUUAA
Ilyonectria robusta is the source of this 2712-nucleotide messenger RNA. RefSeq lists its product as uncharacterized. Gene Ontology annotation, biological process: mitochondrial fusion. Lineage: Eukaryota; Fungi; Ascomycota; Sordariomycetes; Hypocreales; Nectriaceae. The record is from RefSeq and is a predicted model, not a curated record. Gene Ontology annotation, molecular function: GTPase activity; GTP binding. Bases 1 to 2712 code for a protein of 903 amino acids. The transcript has 2 exons. Gene Ontology annotation, cellular component: mitochondrial outer membrane.